Molecule: messenger RNA, 1148 nt
Organism: Thamnophis sirtalis
Lineage: Eukaryota; Metazoa; Chordata; Lepidosauria; Squamata; Natricidae
Gene: LDLRAD1
Product: low density lipoprotein receptor class A domain containing 1
Cellular component (GO): plasma membrane
Molecular function (GO): protein binding
Source: RefSeq, a predicted model, not a curated record
AGCAUUUAAUAAAAGCUAGCUCCUCUUUCUGUCUUGAGUAGCAACACCAUUUUAACACUGAUGUUUGAAUGGUCAGAACAAUUUUCUUUUUCUUGUCAGUAUAAUCCUGCUUGGCUUCUAGAAGGAAAAUGAACAGAAUUUACUCACAGAAUUUUGAUACGGAUUCACUGGGUUCAACCAAAUCCCAUCUCACUGAUAUGAAAGCAGGUACCACUUAUGACCAACCAGACUGCUGCAGAAAGUGUUUUUCAUGGACCCUUUGCACUCGACGAUGCAUCUGUGUAUCUGCCAUUAGUCUUAUUAUACUUGGUAUCAUCAUUGCGAUCAUCGCAUUGGCUGUGACCGUCGGCAUUCCUCCUCCUACCCCAGUUAACCGUUUAUGUGUGACUACCAGUAAGCAGACAGGCUUUUUAUGUGAUAACAGAGAGACCUGCAUUCCAGCCAGUGAAGUUUGUGACACAAGACAAAAUUGUGCCAAUGGGGAAGAUGAGCAAAAAGCAUUAUGUAGUGAUUUGCCAAAAAGCCUUCCUGGACACUUGAUAUUUUAUUGCAAGAAUCCCAGGCUUUGGAUCUAUGCCGACAAAAAGUGUAAUGGAUUUAAUGAUUGUGGAGAUUGUUCUGAUGAAAUAGGGUCACAAGCCAACUGUCCUCCUUGUGGACCUGAAUCUUGGAGUUGUACCCUGGUGGUCUUCCAUGAUUAUUGUACCUGCAUUCCUAGAAGUUUUUGUCGAGAUGGAAUACAACACUGCUUUGACUGGUCUGAUGAAUACCGCUGUACAAGAUAAGCAGAGGAUGGACUAUAACCUUGGACAAACUAAAAAAAUAAUCCACUGAGAACCAGGCUGUUGUGAAAUUGCAGUUAAUUUUAAAGGGACCUCACAAAGAAUGUUUUAUUCAGUGUUGUUGCUCUUCACAGCAUUUGCCCUGCUUGGUUGCAGGGGCCGUUUGUUUGGCUCUGUAUUCACCUAGUUCUCACAGUGAAGCCAUUUAUCCAUGACAGACAAGAGGAUUUUGAUUUUCACUCAGUUUGCCACAGAGCCUGACACGGCUGUUUCCGGAUCAGCAACUUGCUUACAUUCAGUCUUUAUAAUCUUCAAAUCUUGCACAGAUGCGCAAGUACCAAUAAAAAGCACCUUAUUUGUAAAUGA